AUGGCGACUUGGGUGUGCUCCCAAGCAGACGACCAGGCCCUUGGAGUCGACGACCAGGCCCUUGGAGUCGGUACAGGAGCACUGGUUUUCACAGUGGCGGACAGCCUGGCCCAUGGAGUGGGCAAUGGAAACACAAAUGCUGGGCGAACACAGCUAGGCACUACAUGGUCCAGACUGGGAGGUGACCUGAUAGCCAGUCUCAUACUGGUCAGUUUGUUCAGUCAGGAUGAGUCAGUCCUGCUGGAUGUGCUGACAACAUGUGCACAGACAGAGAUGAGGAAGGUUGUUGGAGACAAUGCCACGUUACCCUGCCACCAUCAGUUCUGGGUGGGUGAUGACCCCACACUGGACAUUGAGUGGCUUCUUCUUAGGCCAACCAACAGGCAGAGAGUGGUGAUAACGUACUUCGCUGGACGGGUCCUUGACCCUAACGAAGCAGAGCAUGGUCGUGUAGCCUUUGCUGGAGAGUAUUUAAAAGGUGAUGCCUCUCUGCUGAUCAGUGACUUGUCUCUGACAGACUCAGGAGAGUACAGCUGCAAAGUCAAAACUGGUGUGCAAUACCACUGGAGCACCAUCAGACUCAUAGUGCUGGUGAAGCCAUCUAAGCCUCAGUGUUGGAUUGAAGGGAAACUGUUGGAGGGAGGUGAUGUUAAGAUGAGCUGCAAGUCUAGUGAUGGCUCUGAUCCCAUCCACUACAAAUGGGAGAGGGUACUCGACAAGGGAAAAUAUGCUGGCAAGCUGCCUCCACUAGCACUAAUAGAUUUGAAAAACCCAGAGAUUGUGGCAUUGAGGAACCUGACCAAGGACAGCACUGGAGUCUACAAAUGCACAGCCAGCAAUGAUGUGGGAGAAGAGAGCUGCACAGUGGAGGUCAAGAUGCACUAUGUAAGAGGAAUGGGUGUGGUAGCAGGGGCAGUGGUUGGUGUCUCAUUUGGGGUCCUCCUCAUCAUCCUUAUCAUCUGGUUGGUGUUUCGCAAAAAAGAGAAGAAGAAAUAUGAAGAAGAAGAGACCCCAAAUGAAAUUAGGGAGGAUGCAGAGGCUCCCAAAGCCAGACUGGUUAAGCCCAACUCCCUCUACUCAUCCCGCUCUGGCAGCUCCCGUUCAGGUACUUCCUCCACCCAGUCCAUGGUGCACAACAUGGGGCCUCAAGGCCAAAGAGCCUGUUUUCCAGCUGUGGCAGCCCUCAAGAAAAACUGCGAAGCCUCAACCUUCCCUCAGUCUCCAUCUGGCUAUGUUCAGACAGUUCCCAAGACUCCUGAACCACAUUCUACACCAACCUCCAUGUCUACCUCAAACUCCAAGCCCAGCCCUCCUGCUAAACAAAGCCCUCAGAACCUUGCACAGGUUCCCAGGACCACUCCAGUUAUGAUAUCCCCCCAAACCAAUGCCUUCCAGACUGUGUAG
Scatophagus argus is the source of this 1404-nucleotide messenger RNA. Its product is annotated as CXADR-like membrane protein. The record is from RefSeq and is a predicted model, not a curated record. Gene Ontology annotation, cellular component: membrane; cell surface; cytoplasmic microtubule. Bases 1 to 1404 code for a protein of 467 amino acids. Lineage: Eukaryota; Metazoa; Chordata; Actinopteri; Scatophagidae. The transcript has 9 exons.